AUGUUGUAUUUCAGCCAAUUCAUCCGCUCUAGCCCUACACUUGGGACAAGUACCGUACUUGGUACAGACAUUUUACCUUCUGUUGUUCCUUCUAAAGAGAAAGAAUCUACGCCUAGUCCUGAUUCUAGUGACCAAGAUGGGGCCAAUGAGGGCAGUGGUGAUGAGGGUGCCAAUGAUGGAGAUGAAGAUGUAUCAGCGGAGAGCACAGGUACUAGAAGGAGAACAAAUGGGCUUAUUGAGGUCAAGGAUGAGCCCCAGGAAGAUAAUGGGGAGAGGAUUCGUAGGAAAAGAGUACGCAAAGGUGACACUAAACUACCUACUACUUUAGCUUCCUUGAAGAAGGAUGGGUGCGGUCCCUUGGUUGAUCUUGCACACCAGCUACUUCGUAUCAAGAUAGCUUUGGUGAAUGCUUUUCCAGGCCCUUCAGUGGAUGUGCAGGACUCCUUUGCAUGGGACUGCAUCAAAGAAGCGGUCAAGAAUCCAGGCUCUCCCCUAAAGCCAAUGUUUGACGCCAUUUGCCAAGAUCCUGUUUUGAAGAAUAGAGCUCUAACUUAUGUGUGGUCUGGUGCUAGUCAGUUGAGAGGGGAGCUGGUGAAGUCGCUUCAUGGCUUGUUUUCUGCCAAAAAGGAUCCUUUUCUAUGUGGUGAAUUGGAUCUCAAGAACAAGACCUUCAACAAGAAUCUACCAUUUCGUGCAGCACUCUUGCGCCAGCUACUCAUUAGUCAAUUUUUUCAAGGCGCGGUAUCAGAAGGUUUGCUAUAUAAGGAUGAGUUUGAAAAACUCCCUGAUAACCUUCUUGCAUUAAUUGCUACUGCGGCUGAAUGCGCAUUCAAGGGUAUGCUCACUGGCUCCCCAGUAGUCAUAGAAUUCAAAGAGCCAGUCUUUCAACCAAGACACCAGUACUAUAUGCUGAAGCUGGCUGAAUACAGACAGAAAUCUCCCAUGUAUAUGGAGAAACUACGUCAUGAUCUGUGGACAGAGGUUGGGGAGGCAUGUCGCUUUGUGGUGAGAGAGGAUGAGGAAUCUGGGUCAGAAUUAGAUUUUGAUGCCAUGGAGGCGUCUGCUAGAGUACAAACUAAUGCUCCUAGUACUACUUCUGAUGUUGCUAUUGCCUAA
Molecule: messenger RNA, 1116 nt
Organism: Suillus subalutaceus
Lineage: Eukaryota; Fungi; Basidiomycota; Agaricomycetes; Boletales; Suillaceae
Exons: 10
Coding region: 1-1116 (371 amino acids)
Source: RefSeq, a predicted model, not a curated record